AUGACCGAUAAGAAAAUCUAUUCUGCAAGCACUACUGCCCCCGUCAACAUUGCUGUUGUCAAAUACUGGGGCAAACGCAGCGUAAAGCUCAAUCUUCCUACCAACUCCUCUCUCUCCGUAACCCUCUCCCAAGCCGAUCUAAAGACCCACACAACAGCAGCCUGCAGCAGCACCUUCACUGAGAACUCCCUCUGGCUAAACGGUGAAGCCCAAGACGUCUCAGGAGCCCGGCAAACCGCCUGCUUCCGCGAACUCAAAGCUUUGAGAAAGAAACUCGAGGACGCCAACCCAUCCCUGCCUAAGAUGAGUGAGUACUAUGUUCACGUUGUCUCCGAGAACAACUUCCCAACGGCGGCAGGGCUUGCAUCCUCCGCUGCAGGCUUCGCUGCCUUAGUUCGGGCCAUUGCGGAUUUGUACGAGCUGCCGGAGUCACCGACGGAAUUGUCCAAGAUCGCUAGACAGGGGUCCGGCUCGGCCUGCAGAUCGUUGUUCGGUGGAUAUGUUGCGUGGGAGAUGGGGCAGGCGGUGGACGGGAGUGAUUCGUACGCGGUGGAGGUGGCACCGGCAUCUCACUGGCCGGAAAUGAAAGCCGCUAUUCUCGUCGUGUCUGCUGCGAAGAAGAGCGUUUCCUCCACGGCUGGUAUGCAAGCUACCGUAAACACCUCUGCGCUCUUUACCCAUCGUGCGUGCGACGUUGUUCCCAAGAGGAUGGAGGCUAUGAAGGCUGCUAUUGAGAAUAGGGACUUUGAACAAUUUGCUGCUCACACCAUGGCGGAUUCGAAUCAGUUCCAUGCGGUCUGUCUGGAUACUACACCUCCGAUAUUCUACAUGAAUGACGUCUCCAGGGCUGCUAUUCGUGCUGUUGAAGCGUUAAAUACCCAUGAAGGGAGGGUUGUUGGGGCAUACACUUUUGAUGCGGGUCCAAAUGCGGUCAUAUAUUAUCAGGAGAAAGAUGAGGAGAAGAUCCUGGGAUUUUUGGGGACGUUGUUGGCACCAGAGGUUGCUGAGUGGGCUGGAAAGUACGCAAAAGUUACGCCGGAGGGAUACGAUAAUGGGUCUUUCGAGGCAUUGAAGGAUGGUGUUAGUAGGGUUAUCUUGACCAGGGUUGGAGAAGGACCCAUCAGGACUCAUGAUUCACUGAUUGGAGCUGAUGGGUUGCCGAGAAAGAGGUAGGAUGAUUCCUCGCAUGGUAAACGUAUUUUGUUGCAGUAUUGGGGGGAAGUAGGAUAUCCAUGCAUUUUGGGCAUAUUAGUUAGUCGCUUGAAGGCUAGUUUUCAAUCAGCGAAAUAUAUACUGGGAUCCAUGUAGCCUAGUGGGGUUGGUCUCUAAAAGAUAUAGUACAUGCGCCGUUGUCUGAUGAUCAGCCGGAUAUUAUUGAGGAUGGCGAAAAUGUCAAGGGAGAGCGAGGGCUUUCGGACUUCUCUUUUUUUUUACCCCCCAUUUUCUCCCCGCCCUUCUCCCCAACAGGAAUUUUAAUUUAAUUUACGCCGUCCUUCCA
Messenger RNA from Tuber melanosporum (Perigord truffle), 1498 nucleotides. RefSeq lists its product as uncharacterized. Gene Ontology annotation, cellular component: cytosol. The transcript is spliced from 2 exons. Gene Ontology annotation, molecular function: ATP binding; diphosphomevalonate decarboxylase activity. Lineage: Eukaryota; Fungi; Ascomycota; Pezizomycetes; Pezizales; Tuberaceae. The record is from RefSeq and is a predicted model, not a curated record. The coding region runs from base 1 to 1173 and encodes 390 amino acids. Gene Ontology annotation, biological process: isopentenyl diphosphate biosynthetic process, mevalonate pathway; isoprenoid biosynthetic process.